This is a messenger RNA of Pediculus humanus corporis (human body louse), 1728 nucleotides long. RefSeq names its product Arginyl-tRNA synthetase, putative. The record is from RefSeq and is a predicted model, not a curated record. Gene Ontology annotation, biological process: arginyl-tRNA aminoacylation. Lineage: Eukaryota; Metazoa; Arthropoda; Insecta; Psocodea; Pediculidae. Bases 1 to 1728 code for a protein of 575 amino acids. Gene Ontology annotation, cellular component: cytoplasm. Gene Ontology annotation, molecular function: arginine-tRNA ligase activity; ATP binding. The transcript has 9 exons.
AUGGAUUUAAAUAAGAAAAUUACAUUUAGUGAAAUAGAUGAAGAAAAUUGCGACGAUCCUGAAAUUAUUGCAUUGCUCAAUGAAAAUAAGAAAUUGAAAUAUCGCCUUACUAUUUUAAAAAAUUCUGGGAUUAAUCCCAACGAUGUUAGUUGUAAAGAAGAAAGAUCAUUUUACAGCAUUCAAAAUACUUUAGUUUCCAUAUUUAAAGAAGCAAUUCAAAGAGCUUUUCCAGAAUUAAAAAAUGCUCCAGUUGUAAUUGCUGCUUCGAAUAAUUCUAAAUUUGGAGAUUAUCAAUGCAACUCUGCUAUGCCAAUUGUACAGUUAUUGAAAUCAGAAGGUAAAAAAUCUAAUCCGAGAGAAGUUGCUGAAAAAAUAAAGUCAUGUGUGUCUCCUCACAAUCUUAUCGAAAAAUUAGAAGUGGCAGGAGCAGGAUUUAUUAAUGUUACAUUAAGUCGUACUGAGGGUCAGAAUUGUUUGCAGUUUAUCUUAAAAAAUGGCGUUUUGCCUCCUAAAGUUAAUGCAAAAUGCAGAGUCAUUGUUGAUUUUUCUUCACCCAACAUUGCUAAAGAAAUGCAUGUGGGUCACUUGAGAUCUACAAUCAUCGGUGAUAGUAUAUCAAAUCUUCUCGAGUUUCUCGGACAUGAUGUGGUUAGAGUUAAUCAUGUUGGCGAUUGGGGUACCCAAUUUGGAAUGUUAAUAGCUCACUUAGAAGAUAAAUUUCCUGAUUAUCUGACCAAGUCACCUCCAAUUCAAGAUCUUCAAGCUUUUUACAAGGAAUCUAAAAAGAGAUUUGAUGAAGAUGAAGCAUUUAAAAAAAGAGCUUAUAAUUGUGUAGUGCAAUUACAAAGUCAUCAUCCCGAUUAUUUAAAAGCUUGGAAUUUGAUUUGUGAUGUUUCUCGAAAAGAAUUUCAAAAAAUUUACCAACGACUCGACAUCAGAAUAACCGAAAAGGGGGAAUCGUUUUAUCAAACAAGAAUGGAAAAGUUAGUGAAGGAAUUAGAAGCUAAAAAUUUUUUAGUAGAAGACGAAGGAAGAAAAAUAAUGUGGGGAGAUUCGUCAAGUAUACCAUUUACUAUUGUUAAAUCAGAUGGAGGUUUCACCUAUGAUACUUCCGAUUUGGCUUGUAUAAAGUAUAGAAUAGAAGAAGAAAAAGCCGACUGGAUUAUAUACGUUACGGAUUCUGGACAAUCAACUCAUUUUGACGUACUACAAAAAUGUGCAAUUAAAUGUGGAAUUUUAAAUCCCGAAAAAGUCAGAAUAGAUUUUGUAGGUUUCGGAGUUGUUUUAGGGGAAGAUAAAAAAAAAUUUAAAACGAGAUCUGGUGAAACCGUAAGAUUAGUGGAUCUUAUGGACGAAGGUUUAAAGAGAUCUUUGGAAAAAUUAAAAGAAAAAAAACGAGAUGAAGUUUUAACACCUGAAGAAUUGAAAAAAGCACAAGAAUCGGUUGCUUAUGGAUGCAUCAAAUACGCUGAUCUUUCCCACAAUAGAAAUCACGAAUAUGUUUUUUCUUUUGAAAAGAUGCUUGACGACCGAGGAAAUACUGCUGUCUACUUGUUAUACGCAUUAACUAGAAUUAAAUCCAUUGCAAGAAGUGCAGGUGUUACUUCCCAGCAACUUUUAGAAGCUAGUAAAACAACUCAAAUAUCUUUAGACCACGACAAAGAAUGGAAUUUGGGAAAAGUAAACUUUCUGUGUUACUCAAAUUUCCCGACGUACUUUUUACAAUAA